CCGUUCUCAGUUCUCAUCUCACCAUCGUCGGCUUCCUUAGUCUCCCUCCGCUUAAACCCAAAACCUCACAAUUCACAGUCCAAUCGACAAAUCAAAAGUAUGCUACAGAGUAUAAAUCUCCAAUUCUUUUCCUCCCCAUCUCCACCAACAAAAGAAUCUCUGGUUUCCCCUAUAAUUUUUUCCCUUCCUCUCCGCUCCUGUUCAAUCCAAACAAACCGAGUCAAGAAGACAAAGCGUCUGGUUCGCUUUUGCGCCCCUUAUGAAGUCGGUGGUGGAUAUUCUGAGGAAGAAUUGUUCGAACGAGGCGGAAUCCAUCAGAGUAAAUCUAAUGUCGACGGCGAUAAGCUCGACGAGGCCCAGUACCAGGCUCUCCUUAAAGGAGGUGAACAAGUCACCUCCGUUCUUGAAGAAAUGAUCACCCUCUUGGAAGAUAUGAACAUGAAUGAAGCGUCCGAGAAUGUGGCAGUUGAAUUGGCGGCACAAGGAGUUAUAGGGAAAAGGGUUGAUGAAAUGGAGUCCGGAUUUAUGAUGGCUCUUGAUUACAUGAUCCAACUCGCGGAGAAAGACCAAGAUGAUAGGCGGAAGUCGAUACUAGAGGUUGUGAAGGAGACCGUGUUAUCCCAUCUUACGAGAAAAUGCCCUCCUCAUGUACAAGUGAUUGGUUUGCUCUGUAGAACCCCCGAGAAGGAAAGUAGACAUGAGCUCUUGCGUCGGGUGGCUGCUGGUGGCGGUGCAUUUGAAAGCGGCAAUGGCACUAAACUUCACAUACCCGGGGCAAAUCUUAACGACAUUGCCAACCAAGCUGAUGACUUGCUAGAGACGAUGGAAACAAGGCCGGUUGUUCCAGAUCGAAAGCUCCUUGCAAGGCUUGUUUUGAUCAGAGAGGAAGCACGUAACAUGAUGGGAGGGGGUAUACUCGACGAGAGAAACGACCGAGGUUUCUCUACUCUGCCCGAAUCAGAGGUGAAUUUCUUGACCAAAUUGGUGGCUCUUAAACCUGGAAAGACGGUACAGGAAAUGAUUAAAGACGUGAUGCAAGGGAAGAACGAAGGUGCUGAUGAUGAUCCUAGUAACGAUGAGGAGGGUUCUUCUACUCGAGGAAGACGGCAAAGCGGAAUAAACGGAAGAGGAAGUGUUACUGGACGGAAACCACUUCCCGUUCGACCGGGAAUGUUUCUGGAAACUGUCACAAAGGUAUUGGGCGGUAUAUACUCGGGUAACGUCUCGGGCAUCACAGCUCAGCAUCUAGAAUGGGUUCACCAGAAGACGUUACAAGUUCUUGAAGAGAUCGCGUUCUAGUUCCGUACUUGUCUUAGGUACUUCUUACAUUUGGAUCUUAAAUGUUUUGAUAAAAUGUUAAAAAAAGGACAGAAUACCAUUGAAGACGAACAGAACGUUAAAUGAGACCCAUCAACAUCUAAUCAAUUUUAUGAAACCAUGCACACAAUAUAGACCGUUUUCACGUCUCUAUCAA
Molecule: messenger RNA, 1474 nt
Organism: Tarenaya hassleriana
Lineage: Eukaryota; Viridiplantae; Streptophyta; Magnoliopsida; Brassicales; Cleomaceae
Exons: 9
Coding region: 100-1299 (399 amino acids)
Biological process (GO): regulation of DNA-templated transcription
Cellular component (GO): chloroplast nucleoid
Source: RefSeq, a predicted model, not a curated record